Phlebotomus argentipes is the source of this 1555-nucleotide messenger RNA. Its product is annotated as inactive peptidyl-prolyl cis-trans isomerase shutdown-like. The record is from RefSeq and is a predicted model, not a curated record. Bases 103 to 1440 code for a protein of 445 amino acids. NCBI's taxonomy places the organism in Eukaryota, Metazoa, Arthropoda, Insecta, Diptera, Psychodidae. The transcript has 2 exons. Gene Ontology annotation, molecular function: peptidyl-prolyl cis-trans isomerase activity; protein binding.
CUUUGAGGUUAUGGUGAAAUCACCUGUUUGGACUUGUCCGGACGCGCGUUCCUAGAUUUUCCCUAUUUUCCAUCAAAAAUACCGCGGUGAAUGUGCUGAGAAAUGGCAGAACUGAAGGAUGGCGUUCUCUCGGCAACAGCCCAGAAUAUUCAAGAUCUCAUUGCCGGAAACAGUAUGCACCUGAAGGUGGACGCACAGGAGCAACAGGACUACGAUUCGGAGGAUGAAUUCGGCGAACAGUACGAAGAGGCGGCGAGAAAGUGGUCAAAUGCGGACUUUGUGCAGAAGAGCUUCGAUGAGAUUCGCCAGGAGAUGACAGAGAUUGGGAUGGGAAUCUACAAGAAGGUGGUGGUGGAGGGCAGUGGAGAUACCAUUCCUGCCCAGAACGCCAAGGUGACGAUGGUGUAUUCGGUGUUUGCGGAGAAGGAAGCCUUUCCGGUGGAUUCUUCGCUGCUCACCGGGAAGAAUCACUCCUUCGUCACGGGUCACGACACUGGCCUCCUGGUGGGCAUUCAGCACGCCGCGAUGUCCAUGAGGGCGCAGGAGCAGGCACAGUUCAUCAUUCCCUACCGUCAUCUGUACAACGAACACGGCUGUCCGCCGCGCAUUCCCGCCAAAAUGGACGGACUCGUGCUGAUCCGCAUUGUGCAAGUGGAGCCCGAGUGGGUGGAUCCGCGGGCGCAGGAGAGCCAGCCGAAGGACUUCAGCGGUGUGAAGAAGUCCGUGGAGAAGCUGAGCGAGCAAGGACGUGCGGCAAUCGUGAAGCAUCGCUUUUCUUCGGCUCUGCGAUCUUACAACGAAGCCAUCCGGAUUCUGCACAGCGUCAGCCUCGACACCGGCACUGCUGGCAAGGAAGAGGAGCAGGAGAGAAUACGUCUGAUCGUGCGGAUGCUCAUCAACUCUGGCAUCACGUACAACAAGAUGUGUCAGCCGAGCAGCGCUUGCAUGCGCUUCGACGAGGCUCAGAAGCACUUGGCCAGCAUCUCGGCAACACAGAAGGGAAAGCUGCUGCUGCACAAGGCGCGCUCCUUGCGCUCCCUGGGCGAAUACCAGAAGGCCGGCGAGUGCCUCAGCCUAGCGCAAAAGUGCUGCGAUGCGCCGGAAAUAAUACGCGAACUGCGCGAGCUCAACCAGGAUCGCGCCAAUUCCAACAAGGACAUGUGCAACAUGAUGCGGAAGGCCUUCAACAUCCAAGAUACGACGCCGAAGGUGAAAGUUUCCACCGUGAAUCGCAACUUCGAGGCGUGGUUCAGGCAAACGGUGAAGAAAUUCGUGGAGAAUGAAAAGCUGACGAAGCAAAUGAUCUCUUUUGACAUCACGAAGGAUCAGAGGAAGAUCAUUGACGAUGUGCUGGCCAAAGAGAACGGCGUGGCGCUUCACGCGCAACCCUCAGAGAACACCACCAGAUACUGCCUGGCCAAGGAAGUCAGUCAGGAGUGAAAUUCCUUGAUCAAAAAGUCUUGCAUGACGAAAAUUGGACGAUUUUGUAUCUUUGACUCAUUAAUAUCAUUGCUAAUCUCAAGGGGAAGAUAAUGUGGCCAGAAGUGGUGUAAAG